AUGCUUGCAUCCACGGGACGUGGAGGCGCGGGAAACAUCCGAUCCGGACAGUCGCCCAAGAUCACCCCCCAGGACCUCGAGACGCCUACGUUGAAGACUUCAGUUGUUACCACUGGCCGUGGGGGCCAUGGAAAUAUGGUAGCGGGAGAUUCUUCAGUCAAGCGUACGCUCCAGGAUGUUGAAGCCAUUCCUCGACGCGACAGCGGUGGCGCAACACAUUAUGGUAGGGGAGGAGCCAAUGUCUUCAAAGGUUCCCCAGAGGAAGAGGCCGCCGCCCGCAAGGCCAAGGCCGAGGGCGCGAGCGCCGUCGACGACGAACAGUCCUCGUUCCGCAAGAGCCCGUCUCCCGAGGACAAGGGCAACGGCCUUGCUGCCAAGGGCAAGCAGUGGUUCAACAACCUGGGCAAGAAGGCAUGA
Colletotrichum spaethianum is the source of this 417-nucleotide messenger RNA. RefSeq lists its product as uncharacterized. The coding region runs from base 1 to 417 and encodes 138 amino acids. NCBI's taxonomy places the organism in Eukaryota, Fungi, Ascomycota, Sordariomycetes, Glomerellales, Glomerellaceae. The record is from RefSeq and is a predicted model, not a curated record. The transcript is spliced from 2 exons.